Messenger RNA from Laetiporus sulphureus 93-53, 1635 nucleotides. RefSeq names its product serine palmitoyltransferase. The record is from RefSeq and is a predicted model, not a curated record. Gene Ontology annotation, biological process: ceramide biosynthetic process; sphingosine biosynthetic process. Lineage: Eukaryota; Fungi; Basidiomycota; Agaricomycetes; Polyporales; Laetiporaceae. Bases 1 to 1635 code for a protein of 544 amino acids. Gene Ontology annotation, molecular function: serine C-palmitoyltransferase activity; pyridoxal phosphate binding. The transcript is spliced from 5 exons. Gene Ontology annotation, cellular component: endoplasmic reticulum.
AUGAGUGCGACGUCAUCAAGCUUAGAGCCUCUCUUUACAUUCCUUGCUCAGUCUUAUGAUACCUUCGAGACGACGUUCUACAAGAUACCUGGUUCCGCGGUAAUUGCACGCUACGUCAGGUCAUCGCAUCGAGAUGACCCUGGCCGCACGCUCCUCGAAGUCAUCCUGAUCAUCUUCGCCAUUCGGACGUUGCUUCAGUCAAGGACACAGGCUGAGACAUCUGGCAAGCAUUUCAUUAACUUCAGCGAAAAGGAAAUCGAUGACUUGGUGGAUGAAUGGACGCCCGAACCCUUGGCCCCGCCUCUUGAUGUCACUGAGCAGUCAGAUUUGGACGCUGUGCCUAUCAUCGCGGGACCCACAGGACCCAAGCCCAAGCUCGUGAACGGAAAGACGGUGCUCAACCUUGCCACCUACAAUUUCACAGGCCUUGCUGGUAACGCAAAAAUCAAAGAGCGCUGUGUGGAAACGCUACGCAAGUACGGUCUUGGUAGCUGUGGUCCUGCUGGCUUCUAUGGCACGCAGGAUGUACACAUCCAGCUAGAGCAGGACAUCGCAGACUUUUUGGGCACCGAGGCAUCGAUCAUCUACUCUCAGGCGUUCUCUACCGUCAGCUCGGUUAUUCCCGCCUUCUGCAAGCGCGGCGAUAUCAUCGUUGCCGACCGCGGCGUUAAUUUUGCCAUCCAGAAGGGUCUGCAGAUCUCUCGUUGCACAGUGCGUUGGUAUGAUCACAAUGACAUGGAGAGCCUGGAGCAUGUCCUCGAGAGCGUCGAGAAGGAGCGUCGCAAGAAGAGGAUGCCGCUGACCAGGAGGUUCAUAGUGACGGAGGGUAUCUUCGACCAUGACGGCGUGAUGUCAGACUUGCCAAAGCUGGUGGAGCUGAAGUUGAAGUAUAAGUACCGGUUGAUUCUCGACGAAAGUGUCUCAUUUGGCAGCGUUGGGCGCACCGGACGCGGCUUGACUGAACUGUAUAACGUUCCGGCCUCGCAAGUGGACAUGCUCGUGGGUUCGAUGGCCACUGGGCUCACGUCAGCUGGUGGCUUCUGUGCCGGUUCGCACAUCGUGGUCAAGCACCAGCGCAUCAACGGUACCGCUUUCGUGUUCUCGGCUUCAAUGCCACCGAUGCUGGCUGUUGCAGCAUCAGAGGGUAUCAAUAUCCUGCGGCAAACACCAUCCAUUCUGAACACGUUGCAGGAGAACGUCAGAGCGGUCCGCGCGAUUCUAGAUAAGGUGGACUGCAUUACGAUCCCCUCGCACACCGCCAGCGCUCUCAUCCACAUCAACGUGCGCACCGCCACCCCGCCAGCCGCCACACUCUCGCCUGUUACACCCAUGACGCCCGCAUCGCCGCUCUCGCCCUCGUCCGUGCGGUUCUCGAAUCCGGCAUCGGUGUACCCGCGGGAGCGCGUGCAAUUCGACGGCCCGCUCGAGGAACGGUUGCUACAGGAGGUCGUGGAAGAGGCGCUUGCGCAGGGCGUGAUGCUCACGCGAGCCAAGCGGCUGCGCGGUCAGGAGCCGACGGAUGUGCGACCGAGCAUUCGCCUCGCGAUCAGUGCGGCGAUGUCGCGUAAGGACUGUGAGAAGGCAGCGAACGUGGUCAAGGCCGCUUGCGUUAAGAUCCUGGGCAAGCGUCGAUAG